This is a messenger RNA of Tarenaya hassleriana, 1063 nucleotides long. RefSeq names its product peptidyl-prolyl cis-trans isomerase CYP21-4. The record is from RefSeq and is a predicted model, not a curated record. Bases 200 to 898 code for a protein of 232 amino acids. Gene Ontology annotation, biological process: protein peptidyl-prolyl isomerization. The transcript is spliced from 8 exons. Lineage: Eukaryota; Viridiplantae; Streptophyta; Magnoliopsida; Brassicales; Cleomaceae. Gene Ontology annotation, molecular function: peptidyl-prolyl cis-trans isomerase activity.
GGAAUCUCAGCCGUCAGAUUACAGGCGUCACCGAAUCCGAAUAGAGAAGUGGAAGAGAAUUCAAACCAUUUUCCGUCGACGGAAACGAAAAUUCAAACUCAUCAAUUUCCGUCGACGUAGAAGACGUUCUGGUUGAUUUCUUCAUCUAACCGAGUAAAGGCAGCGACUUCGCCCGAGAGGUUUCUGAAAUAAAGUUUCAAUGGCGAGGAUUAAACCUCAGGCUCUUUUGAAUCAGAGCAAGAAGAAGAAGGGCCCGAGUCGUAUAAGUGUCUCCACAAUCUUUAUGUGUAGUCUUGUUAUCGCAUUAGUCAUACUAUCCUUGGUGGCUACGUAUCGUCAUUUUUCGCAAAGGCCAAGAAACCAGACGGGGAAUGAAAUGCAGAGAUUUGAGGACAUAAAUGUAGCAUCGGAGUCAAAGAAAUAUGAUCUGCCUGGAUAUGCGGAUAUAAACACGUCGAAAGGUCUGAUAACUGUGGAGCUCUUUAAAGAAGGUUCUCCGGAAGCUGUGGAUAAGUUUCUAGACCUCUGUGAGAAAGGGCAUUUCAAGGGAAUGGAGUUUAACCAGGUGAUAAAGAACUACAUGGUGCAGGCGGGUCAUUCCCCGAGCUCUGUACCUGUCGAAGAAUGGACUUCUAAAGGGAAACUCCGCAGCCGUCUUCACACCAGCCCAAAACACGAGGCGUUCAUGGUGGGGACGACGAAAGGGAACAGCAAGGAGUUUGAGCUUCUGAUCACCACGGCUCCGAUCCCCGAUCUGAAUGAUCGCCUGAUCGUUUUCGGACGAGUCCUCAAGGGAGAGGACGUGGUACAGGAGAUUGAGGAGGUUGAUACAGAUGAACACUACCAACCAAAAUCGACGAUAGGGAUCAUUGACGUUACACUCAAACGAGAUGUGUGAAUUUCCGUGUACUCCUACUUACUUCCUUUGUAAUCAUGCGGCAUACUUUGGCCGGUCCGUGGGUUUUGUUUAUGUUUCGGAGGGAAAGGGACAUGUAACAGAUUUUUGGCAACGAUUUCUGUAAUUUAUUCCUUCUUGUGGAAACGGGGGAAAAAAUUUCCAGUU